Messenger RNA from Nerophis ophidion (straightnose pipefish), 515 nucleotides. Its product is annotated as protein Hook homolog. Lineage: Eukaryota; Metazoa; Chordata; Actinopteri; Syngnathiformes; Syngnathidae. Gene Ontology annotation, molecular function: microtubule binding. The transcript has 3 exons. Gene Ontology annotation, biological process: cytoplasmic microtubule organization. Bases 156 to 410 code for a protein of 84 amino acids. The record is from RefSeq and is a predicted model, not a curated record.
UGUCCAGGCAGGGACCAACCAGAGUGCUGCUCUCCACUUUUUCAGUUUUUUUCGACACACAGCAAACCUGCAGUCUCUCCUGUGGGGGGGGAGGAAAAGCCCCAGAACUACAAAGACCUUCUAAGGAUUUUACUUUUGAUUGAUAUUUUUGAUCCAUGUGGUUGUUUUGUCCAUUGUCUGCGAUCAUGACAAGUCUAUGCGAGAACAGGAUGGCACAGCAGGACUGUCAGGGAGAGAAUUUAAAGCUCCAGCAGGAGGAGCAACUUCUUCUUAAUGCUUGGAAAAACAUGUCCUCUGCUCUCCAGCAGCAGACUUUGGAUGGUGACCUCAGACCUUCAGGCCCGGUCCAGUCCUUCCUGUCCAAGCAGAGGCAGUCCUCACGCAGAAGGAGGCUGCUGCAGCCCAGAUAGAAGCUUCCUUCCUUCUGGAGGAACAAGAGACUUGAGUUUGCUCUCAGCCUCUUUGUAUGAGCUAGCUUAUAUCGCCCUCUGCUGGCAAAUAAAUACAACUGCUGU